GGAAGAACGGAAACCGGCCGCCCGAGGGCGGCGGGGGCGGGAGUUGUUGCCCCGGACAACGGAAGUGAGGUCAGCGCGCUCUCCUAUUUAGCGGGAGAUUCGGAGUGGGCUAGCGGCUGUUAAGCGGAAGUGCCCGUCGAGAACCCUGCGGAGCGCUGCUUUUUGGGGUCCUGCUUCACAGCGGGUGCGGAGCCCGUUCCAUGAGAUGAGCUACAAUGGACCAAAAAAUUCUCUCUCUAGCAACAGAAAAAACAGCAGAGAAACUGCAAGAAUUUCUACAAUGCCUGAAAGAUGAUGAGCUGACUGGUCUCCUUCAGAAGCAUGCAGUAAAAGGAAAAUCACCUGGAGCACUUCUGAAAGGCAUCUUCAAGGGUUCUCCAUGUUCUGAGGAGGCUGGAUCCCUUAGGAGACUCAAAGUAUACAAAUAUUGUAUCCAGUUGGUGGAAUCAGGAGAUCUGCAUAGAGAAGUAGCAUCUGAGAUCACAGGGCUACUGAUGCUUGAGGCUCACAGUUUGCCUGGCUCCUCCUUGGUUGAGUUAGCCAAUGGAUUUGUUGAUGUUGUCAGGGAAGGCAGCUUGGUGAAUGGGAAGUCUCUGGAGUUACUACCCAUUAUCCUUACUGCCCUAGCUACCAAAAAGGAAAACCUGGCUUAUGGAAAAGGUGAGCUGAAUGGCGAAGAAUAUAAGAAGCAGCUGAUUAACACACUGUGUUCUAGCCGAUGGGACCAGCAGUUUGUAAUCCAACUUACAUCUAUGUUCAGGGAUGUCCCUCUAAGCAUAGAGGAGUUGGAGUUUGUGGUAGAAAAGGUCCUGAGGCUGCUCUCCAAAUUGGACCUCCAAGAGAUACCUCCUUUGGUCUACCAGCUUCUGUUGCUUUCUUCUAAGGGAAGUAGGACAAAAGUUCUGGAAGGAAUUAUAGCCUUCUUCAGUCAGAUGGAUAAAUCACACAAUGAGGAGCAGUGUGGUGAUGACUUGUUGGACCUUGUCACAGUGCCAUCUGGUGAACUGCGUCACGUGGAAGGCACCAUUAUCCUGCACAUUGUGUUUGCCAUCAAGUUGGACCGGGACCUAGGUAGAGAGCUCAUGAAACACUUAAAGGCUGGGCAGCAAGGAGAUGCCAACAAAACUAUAUGUCCCUUCAGCAUUGCACUCCUACUCUCAGUAGCAAGAAUACAGAGAUUUGAGGAACAGGUAUUUGACCUUCUGAAAACAUCAAUUCUCAAAAGCUUCAGGGACCUCCAGCUUCUCCACACUUCAAAGUUUCUGCAGAACCUUGUCCCUCAAAAAUCAUGUAUCUCCACCAUGAUCUUAGAAGUGGUUAAGAAUAGUGUUCACAGCUGGGAUCAUGUCACUCAGGGCCUGGUAGAACUUGGUUUCAUUCUGAUGGAUUCAUAUGGACCAAAGAAGAUACUUGGAGGAAAAACUACUGAAGCCAGUUUAGUUCCUUCCAAAACGCCAUCUCAACAAGCAUGCAGACUGGGAGCUAAUAUUCUCUUGGAAACUUUUAAGAUCCAUGAGAUGAUCAGAAAAGAAAUUGUCGAACAGGUCCUCAACAGGGUUGUUUCCAAGGCAUCCUCUCCCAUCAGUCAUUUCUUAGAUCUGCUAUCGAAUAUCAUCAUAUAUGCACCUUUGGUUCUUCAGAGUUGUUCUUCAAAAGUCACUGAAGCCUUUGACUAUUUGUCCUUUCUGCCUCUUCACACUGUACAAGGACUGCUCAAAGCAGUGCAGCCUCUUUUAAAAGUCAGCAUGUCAAUGAGAGAUUCCCUUAUACUUGUUCUCCGAAAAGCCAUGUUUGCCAAUCACCUUGAUGCACGAAAAUCUGCUGUUGCUGGGUUUUUGCUCUUAUUGAAGAAUUUUAAGAUUCUGGGCAGUUUGUCUUCAUCUCAGUGCAGUCAGAGUAUUGGUGCCACUCAGGUCCAAGUGGAUGUUCAUAGUCGUUACAACUCUGUUGCCAAUGAGGCUUUUUGUCUUGAGAUUUUAGAUAGCCUUAGGAGAUGCUUAGGUCAACAGGCUGAUGUGCGUCUCAUGCUUUAUGAGGGUUUUUAUGAUGUCCUUCGAAGGAACUCUCAAUUGGCUAAUUCAAUAAUGCACACUCUUCUUAUUCAGUUAAAACAGUAUUAUGAACCAAAACAUGACCUGCUACCUCCACUGAAACUAGAAGCAUGUAUUCUGGCCCAGGGAGAUCAGAUUUUUCUUCAGGAACCUCUGGCUCACCUGUUGUGCUGUAUCCAGCAUUGUUUGGCAUGGUACAGGAAUAAAGUAAUGCCCGAAGAGGAAGAGGAGGAAGAAGGAUUCCAGCAAGACUUAGAAGAUAUGUUGGAGUCAAUUACCAUUCGUAUGAUCAAGAGUGAGCUAGAGGACUUUGAGUUGGAUAAAUCAGCAGAUUUCUCUCAGGCCACUAGUGUUGGCAUCAAGAAUAAUAUCUAUGCUCUCCUAGUGAUAGGAGUGUGUGAGGUCCUGAUUGAAUAUAAUUUCACUAUAGGCAAUUUCAGUAAAAAUAAGUUUGAAGAGGUACUGAGCCUAUUUAAGUGUUACAACAGACUUUCUGAUAUCCUCAAGGAGAAAGCUGGGAAAGGCAAGUCUACAAUGGUUAACAAAACAGUUCGUAGUUUCCUGUCUAUGAAAUUUGUGUCUGCUCUGCUUGUGGCUCUAUUCAGAGAUAGUUCCCAAAGCCACGAAGAAAGUUUAUCUGUCCUGCGGUCCAGCAAUGAGUUUAUGCGAUAUGCUGUGAAUGUUGCCCUCCAGAAGGUACAGCAGCUGGAGGAGACAGGACAAGUGGAUGGUCCAGAUGGGCAGAAUCUAGAUAGGAUUUUCCAGAAUCUCUGUGAAAUCACUCGGGUCUUGCUGUGGAGAUAUACUUCCAUUCCCACUUCUGUGGAGGAGUCAGGAAAGAAGGAGAAGGGCAAGACCAUCUCUCUCCUGUGCUUAGAGGGCUUGCAGAGGAUCUUCCACACAGUACAACAGUUCUUUCCUUCCAAGAUCCAUCAGUUCCUUAGGGCUCUUGAUAUCACCAAUGAAGAUGAAGAAGAGGAAGAUGUUAAUAUCACCCAGAGAGCAACUUUCCAGAUCAGGCAGUUUCAGAGAUCGCUAGUGAAUUUGCUCAGCUGCCAAGAUGAUGAUUUCAAUGGCAAGGAGGCUCUCCUAUUAGUGACUAUUCUUUCUAGUUUAUCCAAAUUACUGGAUCCCUCCUCACCUCAGCUUAUGCAGAUGCUCUCCUGGACAGUCAAGAUGUGCAAGGAAAACAGUUUAGAGGAUGCCUCAUUUUGCAAGGGCCUGAUGAAUCUUCUCUUCAGCCUCCAUGUUCUGUGCAAGAGUCCUGUUAGCGUACUCCGUGACCUGUCCCAAGAUAUCCAUGGACAGCUUGGAGAUCUAGAUCAGGAUAUAGAGGUAGAAAAACCAAACCACUUUGCAAUGGUGAAUCUAAAAACAGCAGCUCCCACUGUUUGUUUACAAGUUCUCAGUCAGGCUGAAAAGGUUUUAGAAGAAGUAGACUGGCUGAUUACCAAACUUAAGGGUCAUCUUGGCCAAGAGACUCUGUCAGAGGAGGCUUCUCAGGAAGUCUCACUAAACCAGACCCUGGAGAAGGCAGCUAUAUUGCAACUUGGGACUCUGCUCACAGCAUUCCAUGAACUGGUGCAGACAGCACUGCCAUCCGGCAGCUGUGUGGACAGCCUGUUAAGGAACCUCAGCAAGAUCUACACUAUCCUUACAGCUCUUGUUAAAUAUUAUCUCCAGGUUUGCCGUACCUCAGGAGGAAUUCCUAACCGUAUGGAAAAACUGGUUAAGCUCUCAGGCUCCCAUCUGACACCACAAUGCUAUGCUUUCAUCUCUUAUGUGCAGAAUAUCCAGAAUGAAAGCCUAAGCGUUGCAGGAGAGAAGAAAAAAGAGAAAACUGCUGCAGUCACCACAGCCAUGGCUAGAGUUCUUCGAGAGACCAAACCAAUUCCUAACCUCAUCUUUGCCAUUGAGCAAUAUGAGAAAUUUCUCAUCCAUCUUUCUAAAAAGUCCAAGGUAAACCUAAUGCAGUACAUGAAACUCAGCACCUCAAGAGAUUUCAGAAUCAAUGGAGACAUCCUGGACACAGCUCUUCAGGAGCAAGAAACAGAUGAAGAGAAUGAAAGAAUGACAGAUCAGACUGUUGCAUCCGAACAGAGAAAAGAUGAUGAUAGUCAAGAACCAGCCAAGAAGAAAAGAAAAAAAAAAUGAAAUCCCUGAGUUGCUACAUACAUCACAAUUCUUAACUGCUUCAGGACCUAAAGCACCUUUAUUAACUUGCUUUGAAUCUACUGAAAUGAACAUUCAUUCUUCUUGGCAUGUCAGUAGAAUGCUUUAUCAAAUAGCAGCACAUAAACUCUAUAAAAAUGUCCUCUUUCUGGAGAAAUGACUUGGCCCAAGGCAAACUCUGUCCCCAAAAAGGGUGAACUAAGACUGUGAGAUAAGAGCCUUCCUCAGUAUUAAUGCUCCACAGGAGCAAAUGGGAUGCUUUCAGACCACACCAUUCUUCUAGGAUUAGCUUCUUUUCUCCAAGGAUCCUUUGGUGAGUUUAAUUAUUUGAUAAAUAUCCAAUGCUUCACCUGAAAGACAAUUAAAAUUGGUUAGUGGGACUUGUCUUGUGACUGGGUAAUGAUUGAGAAUGUUAAUUCCCAGAAACAGAGUUAUUCUAUCCAACAAGGCCUCUAUGACUAUAAUUUUUUUUUAAAUCCCUAUAACUCUUUAAGUUAACUUUAAUUCCAAUAUCUGCAUUCUAUGGAUAGAAAUAGAACAAUGUACUCACCUGAGGGGAUCCCAUAUUUCCUUUCUAGUCCAGUUGGGUUGGAAGGUGUUUUACAAUCCAUUGUCACUUCCUUCCUUAAGCACUGGUCAAUAUCGACUGCACUGAAAAAGGCCACAGACUGGGGCAAGUCGUUAAGACCUAAUUUAUAGGCAAACAUGCAUCUGAAAUAGACCAGAUAUGUUUUGCUAAGUGAACAGCUCCCACAGUCAAAGACUGACAGAUAAAAACACAUACUGUCUUAUUUUGUUCUCAAUCCUUUAGGUUAAAUUUAUAAUUUUCCACAGAAUCCUAUACCAACUAUCCAAAGGGCCUAACCACCCUAAAUUCCACUUUUCUGCUAGGCUGAAACCUACUUUGCAUGAACAUUUACAUAUGACAAAUUUUUUGCUUUUAAAGCAAAAAGCAAAUUUAAUACCGCAACAUUAGUGGGCAUUAUUUGAUCCUUGUUUAAUAAAAUUGUCACCCUACUAUUUUAAUCUUGGUAGAAACGAUCAUGAUAUCAAUACCAAAAACUCAAAGCACAGCACAAUUUUUUUUUAAUCUGUCAUCAGCUGAGACCAGCAAAGUUCCAGAAGUAUGUAUCAAUAUGUAAAUAAACUAAUUUUGUUCAGA
Molecule: messenger RNA, 5385 nt
Organism: Sarcophilus harrisii (Tasmanian devil)
Lineage: Eukaryota; Metazoa; Chordata; Mammalia; Dasyuromorphia; Dasyuridae
Gene: FANCI
Product: FA complementation group I
Exons: 38
Coding region: 216-4205 (1329 amino acids)
Biological process (GO): DNA repair
Molecular function (GO): DNA polymerase binding
Source: RefSeq, a predicted model, not a curated record